AUGUCACAACAGGAUACCCAGCGCUGGCUACCCACGAAUCGACUAAUGUAUGGUGUACUUGUUAAAUCUUUCCUUCCAUUACAAAGGCAUCCUGAACUUGUAUAUGAGAAUAGCAAUUAUGCAAACGUAUAUGUGGGCGCUGAGGUUUACGUUUUCGAAGUGUCUGAAGAUAGAAAGUGGUGCAGAGCGUACCAAUGUUUACGACCCUUUCCUGAAGAAUUCAUAUCGAAUAUGAAUUCAGCGAAUGAUGUUUUGCCAGAUGUGAAACCAAAAUUGGUGAUUUUUCCUAAAAAAUUUGUUCACUUCGAAGCUCAAAAAGCCGUUAGUACCAUGCCAUUUUUCAAAGCACCCAGUGCUGAUGAUUUUAAAUCCUUGAUUAGUAAAGAAUGUGAGUCCCGCUCUUUUUGUGACAGCCUGUAUGUUAGUUCUACUGAUGAUAUAUCAACUGGUAAACCCAAAAAGAUACCGCGACCUCCGUUUCCCUUCUUCAGGUACCAAAAGAGACCCUUUGAAGACGAAAUGGGCCCUAUAUUAUCUCUUAUUUCUUCGCACGUCUACUCCAUGUACUCAAUUGGCGAGUUUGCAAUAUAUAGAAAAAUGAUAAAAUUGUAUUAUGAUUUGGACACCAUACGGUUUAGGUUAUCUAUGGAUUUAACCACAGAGACUGAGAAAAUCAAUCUAAUAAGAGCAGCAACGUCCUUGCGAACGAAAAUCGCAAAAUUUUUGUCCUCCACAUAUAGGAAAAAUAAACUUGUUGCUAACUAUACUCCAAGAAACCCUGAUCCAUAUGGUUUUGAAGGAAUCUUUGCUAGAGAUAUUAAUACUGGAGAGUUGCUUUCGUAUAAGAUCGACAAGCUAAGAACUUUGGUAUCAUCUUCGAUGCUUUGUGGUUUAACUAAUACAUUUCCUAUGGUAGCUGUUGUAGAACCAGAGGAUGAACAUUCGUCGAAUGGAAUAUUUGGUACAGUUAGAUCGAGUAUUCUAGUCAACUUGAAAAAUUUGGCAUGGGAUCCUUCUAUAGCUAAUCCCAAAUACCAAGAGCUUUCUGUUUGUGUUUACUUGAGGACUGAGGAAGAAGUAUUAACAGAGUCUUUCACCAUGACACAGUCGUCUAAUAUGGAGUCAGCUUUGGAUGAAAUUCCUGCAAUGCUUUUUAAAAAUAUUCUAGAGACAAUAGUACAGAAAAACAAAGUAUACUUAGUAGUAAUACUGAAGGAAACCAUAGCAGUUACUACGGAAAAUGCCCCAGAAGUUUCAUCAUACAAUAUAUCUACCCAAGAGUCGAGUUUACAUUCUCCAUUUUCUCCGUUCAAUUCAUUCACUGAAAAUAAGAUUGACCAUGUGAAAAGGGGUUUAGCCGCAGGAGUUAUAGACAUAUCUCCAGUUUUUAAAUUCUAUAAUGGGCCAUCCGUUGUAAAUAAAGCUCAAAGCUUUAACCUCUAUCUUUACAGUUCUGACUUCUCGGAAACACUACAUUGUAAACCUUCCAAAGAUACAGAUUUAGGUUGGGGUGGUUUAGUAAAUAAAAUCAUAAAAGAUUCUUCCGAAGGAGUUUCUGUUAAUCCUAGGGCGGUUUCUUUAUCCGUAACUGUAAAGGAGAUCAUAGGUAAACAAGAAGCAGAGAAAGUGCUUUCUACAUCUUUAGUACCAAUAAGAUCUAUCCCCACAUACUUCUACGAUACCAUGUUUAGUCAAGCAGAAAGAAUUUAUUUGAACCUGGGUAGGGUAUCACUUUGUGGAUUUGCUACUGCUGAUACAAAUAUCGAAAAUGUCACUGUUCAAAUUUCCUGUAGGAAUAAGAACGUAAAGUUUUGCAAAAAUAACCUUGAAGAGAGAACAGGGGACUGGGUUUUCGUUUCAGUGCGUCCAAAUGAGAGCAUAGGCGAAUCAAUUAGAGUAGAAGGGGUAGAAAAUAUGAAUGAGGACGAAACAUUAAGAGUGUUAGUAUAUUUGAACGGAUUUUUAAUGGCAAAAUCAAAUAUACACAUCAAGAAAAAAAACAAAAUCAUAGAAUAUAGGAAAGGUACCGUAUUUCAAAUAAUGUCCUCUACGUCAAUGCCUUUGAUUCAUUUAGAACUUGAAGCUUCGUAUUUUGGUCGAAAAUACAAUAUCAAUCCAGCCAUUGCAAAUUUUUUGGUUCUUCAAACUAAUAAUGUUGGGUUGGACCAGAAGCUCAAAAAUCAUUACGCAAUUACAUUGAGAGAUCUGAACAACAUUUCAUUUAAAGAUCUAUUAAAACAUUUCGACACAAUUUUAGCACAUUAUUUGUUACUCCUUGAGUUUGUAAAUGAAGCCGCUGAUAAAAAAGAUCUUUCUUCCAGUUUCCCCAACAUUGUAUUCAGUGAGUUUGUCAAGUUUCUGAAUCUGAUGUUAACACACCAAGAAAAUGCUAGAUACUGGUUUAAUAGGUUGUAUAAAAAGGUUUUGUCAAGAGAGCUAGAAUGUCCUAAUGUUGCACCGAUACUAAUAAAACAUAUGACAAUGAUCUUUGAUAAGAGUCAUUCCUCUUGGACUAGAACAGGAACAGCAGUCUGUCGAACUAUUUUGUACCUAAUCGUGCUGGCAAUUGGUUCAUCUCAUUCAGACGAAAUGCCUAAUUUUGUCGGUUUUUUUAAAAGCUUGCACAAAUUUCUGAUGAUUCCCGAUGAGCCGAUAAUAGAAGACCAAAUUUUGUUAAUAGAGAGCUUUCCCUCUAUGGUAGAAACAAUGACUAAUCAUUGUGACGUGGAAGAUUUGGUUCGUUUUGCGAUUGAGCUGUUUGAAUGUUGUCAAGAAAAAGAAAUGAUUCAAGGAAUUUACUCCAGAAUGCUUUCGGCUCGAGAAGAGGAAUACUUGAAUGCAAAGUUCACAUGCCUUUUAAAGUUGAUUAACAAGAAGGUUCUGAAAAGAUAUUCACUCACUACGGAAUCUGUAGAUAAACUGAGAUUACGAUUCUUAUCUAAAUCUCUUGAGUGGGUACUUAUACCAUAUGCUCCAGAUGAUGAUAAACAUUUCCAUGUAGAAUCCUUGCGCCUAGCUAAUUCUGUUUUGAUUACGAUAAUAGAGGAUUACAAAUCUGAUAUGCUACAAAGGAACUUGAUAAGAUUAUUACCAUAUUUAUGUAAGUCCUUCGUGCAUCUAAGAAGGCAUUGUAAGAAAGCACGUUUAAUGAGGCCUCGGAGAGUCUUCACUAUGCUUUUCCCCAGCGUCAUACCGUGUAACUAUAUCCCGGUCGAUUCCAUCGUGAAUGAUGAAGUAGUUGUAGAAGUUCUUCUGGAACUGGCCAUUAUAAUUUGUGAAAUAGCGAAGAUUUCAUCACACUCAUUUGGCAAAUAUCAAUCUAUUAAGCAAAUUGUAACCUUGUGCGCUAAAGACUCUCUUUUUCAGUCCAAAUUCUAUUUACGGAAAAUUACCAAUGAACAUGUUUACACAAUAACCAAAACAAUAUUUUUAUUUUUUAAGCAAGACUGGUUCCCUGGAAUGAAGUGGUUAGGCGUAUCAGCAUUAUUAGGAAGAUCAUCUUUAACAUUGCUUAAUUUAUACAAGGACUACAUCAUAGAGAAUAAUUCACCUUCUCCAUCAAAGGAAUCAGAAAAACGGGUCGACAUGCGACUCUGGGCGGAAUACGUAAAGGUCAUAUUAUUAGUUUCAAAUCAUAAAAGUGCUUCUUUAACAAAGUUGGCUAUUACUCCACGUAAGGCCGUUUAUUUAAUAUCAGGUGAUCUGAAAAAAAUUUCUGCGUAUAUCCUAAAUGAUUGUUGGGAUGCUUUAGCCAGGGGACACUAUAAUGUCACAUAUGCUAAAAAAUAUGGAUUGGGAGCCUUGAGUAAUUAUCAAUUUGAAUUAUUUGUCCAUAAUCAAUUUUUGAUUCGUGAGAUCUUUAUUUUUGCCUUCCAUAGGCAUAUUGAUGCAACAAGAAUCAGUUGCAAAAUACUGUGGGGGUUAGGAUUAAACUUUUGGAGGAUAUUUGGGUCUGUUCAGCCAGCAGUGAAUGCGUGUAUUCCGGAGCUAUUCAGUGCAUAUCAAAUUGGGAAGCUUCGUUUAAAUGACUAUGAAUUAGAGAGGUUUGUUUCUUGCUUUUUUUUUAUGAUACACGUUCCGGAUUCUGACACUUUUUUCCCUGCUUGUAUGGAUUUCUUAAAAGACCUGCUUGGCUUUUUGCAUAUUGUGAAUGAAAUUCACAAAAUACCUAAUCAAGAAGAAUUUGAUGAUGAUCGAACGGCGCGUCACAUAGAAAUGUUUGAGUACUUACUAGAAGCAAAUAGACCAGAAUUAUUUCAUAGAAUGAUUUAUGAUUUGUUUGUUCAUUUUGUUCAGAAGAAAGAUUUUGUUCAAGCCGCCUUAAGUCUGGAACUUUUGGCAGGCACUUACGCAUGGGACUCUAAUGAUACUCUUGAAGCAAUAUCUUUCCCGCCAUUGCCCGAGCAAUCCUCAUUUGAAAGGAAGGAAUAUUUGCUUAAGGAAUCCGCAAGAAACUUCUCAAGGGGCCAAAAACCAGAAAAGGCUUUAGCAGUAUACAAGGAUUUGAUUAAGGCCUAUGACGAGAUAAACUAUGAUUUAAAUGGGUUGGCCUUUGUACAUGACCAAAUAGCGGGUAUUUACACGAGAUUACAAUCAAUUGAUAGACUGGUUCCAACGUACUUUAAAAUUUCUUUCAUGGGAUUCGGCUUUCCGAAAUCUCUGAGAAAUAAAUCAUUUAUUUUUGAGGGUCUCCCCUUUGAACAUAUAACGUCUAUGCAUGACAGGCUUUUAAGGAGCUAUCACGGAUCAAACAUUGUGCACUCUCAAGAAGAAGUAGAUAUGCUAUCCAUGAAUCCUCCCAUGGGAAAGUACAUUCAUGUAGCCUCCGUUGAACCGUGCUUGAGUAUAUCUGACAACUACACUAGUAGCGACAAAAAGAGUUCCAUUAACAAUAAAGUGCGUAUGUAUAUUGAAAAUAGAAAUUUGAGGACUUUCAGUAACUCUCGACGUUUACCAGGUGCAAAAGGUGUUACUGAUUUGUGGGUGGAGGAGUAUACAUAUCACACUAUGAAUACUUUUCCAACACUAAUGAAUAGAUCAGAAAUUCUCAAAGUUACCAAGAGCAAACUUUCACCGCUUGAAAAUGCAAUUCGUUCCUUGCAAGUAAAAAUACAAGAAUUAUAUGGGCUCGAAAACAUGUGCAACAAAACCUUGAAAGACCACGGUGAUGUAAACGAUUUAUUUAGUGAGCUUUCCACAAAUAUUACCGGUACAAUAUCUGCUCCGGUUAACGGAGGUAUAUCCCAGUACAAAGCUUUUCUAAGACCUUCCACUUCCAAACAAAGUAGUAGUGAGGAUUUGGCAAGGUUAACACUAGCCUUUGACGAACUUGUUGCAGUAUUAGGUCGCUGUCUAACGCUGCAUGCUGAAUUAUUGCCCUCAAAGGAAUUGAAACCAUCACAUGACUUUCUAGUACGGCUCUUCGAAGAAAAUUUUGCGGAAGAGAUAGAGAGGUACAGUCGGACUAACAAUGAGGCUGGUCAUGGCAAGGGCCAAAUAAUGACGAAUCGAGUAGUUUCACACAAGAACUCUGCUAAAAAGUCGAGCUUUUCUGGAAGGGAACAUCACACGUCAGGGUCCAAUCACAGUCAGUUUGUAUUGGAACACAGUGACUCGUUUGGCCCUAACAGUUUACUUUUUGGAAAGUAUAUAACAAGGACGUUAUCCCACUCGUCUACCACCAGUAGCUUGAAUAAAAGUGUAAUUGGUUCUGCCAACUCAAGCAGCUUUUUAUCAGGACCGCAGCCAGAUACGAUUGCAGAUUCACAGCAGAAGCACAGUAACUCGCAGUUAGAAUAA
Molecule: messenger RNA, 5799 nt
Organism: Saccharomyces mikatae IFO 1815
Lineage: Eukaryota; Fungi; Ascomycota; Saccharomycetes; Saccharomycetales; Saccharomycetaceae
Gene: DCK1
Product: guanine nucleotide exchange factor DCK1
Exons: 1
Coding region: 1-5799 (1932 amino acids)
Biological process (GO): small GTPase-mediated signal transduction
Cellular component (GO): plasma membrane; cytoplasm
Molecular function (GO): guanyl-nucleotide exchange factor activity; small GTPase binding
Source: RefSeq, a predicted model, not a curated record